Messenger RNA from Paramuricea clavata, 2223 nucleotides. Lineage: Eukaryota; Metazoa; Cnidaria; Anthozoa; Malacalcyonacea; Plexauridae. The record is from the annotation of a GenBank genome assembly.
AUGAGCUCAAGCUUCCUGCCGGUGAGAACAAGGUUCCUGGCGGUGAGGACAGGGUUCCUGACGGUGACGACAAGGUUCCUGGCGGUGAGGACAAGCUUCUUGGCGGUGAGGACAAGGUUCCUGGCGGUUAGGUCAAGGUUCCUGGCGGUGAGCACAAGGUUGCAGACGCUGAGGACAAGGUUUCUAGCGGUGAGGACAAGGUUCCUGGCGGUGAGGACAAAGUUGCAGGCGGCGAGGAAAAGGUUCCUGUCGGUGAGGUCAAGGUUCUUGGUGGUGAGGACAAGGUUGCUGGCUGUGACGACAAGGUUCCUGGCGAUGAGGACAAGGUUUCUGACGGUCAGGACAAGGUUUCUGACGGUGAGGACAAGGUUUCUGGCUGUGAGGACACUGUUCCUGGCGGUGAGGACAAUGUUCCUGGCGGUGAGGAAGAGGUUCCUGGCGGUAAGGACAAUGUUACUGCCGGUGAGGACAAUAUUCCCUGGCGGUGAGGGCAAGGUUACUGGCGGUGAGGACAAUGUUCCUGGCGGUGAGGACAAGGUUCUUGGCAGUGAGGACAAGGUUCCUGGCGGUGACGACAAGGUUCCUGGCGGUGAGGACAAGGUUUCUGACGGUGAGGACAGGGUUUCUGACGGUGAGCACAAGGUUUCUGGCUGUGAGAACAACGUUCCUGGCGGUCAGAACAAGGUUACUGGCGGUGAGAACAAUGUUCCUGGCGCUGAGGACAAGGUUACUGGCGGUGAGGACAAUGUUCCUGGCGGUGAGGUCAAGGUUCCUGACGGUGAGCACAAGGUUGCAGACGCUGAGGUCAAGGUUUCUAGCGGUGAGGACAAGGUUCCUGGCGGUGAGGACAAUGUUCCUAGCGAUGAGGACAAGGUUCCUGGCGGUGAGGACAAGGUUGCAGGCGGUGAGGAAAAGGUUCCUGGCGGUGAGGACAAGGUUCUUGGCGGUGAGGACAAGGUUGCUGGCUGGGACGACAAGGUUCCUGGCGGUGAGGACAAGGUUUCUGACGGUGAGGACAAGGUUUCUGACGGUGUGGAAAAGGUUUCUGGCUGUGAGGACAAUGUUCCUGGCGGUGAGGACAAUGUUCCUGGCGGUGACGAGAAGGAUACUGGCGGUGACGACAAGGUUCCUGCCGGUGAGGACAAGGUUCCUGGCGAUCAGGAAAAGGUUACUGGUGGUGGUGAGGCGAAGGUUACUGGCGGUGAGGACAAUGUUCCUGGCGGUGACGAGAACGGUACUGGCGGUGACGACAAGGUUCCUGGCGGUGAGGAAAAGGAUACUGGCGGUGACGACAAGGUUGCUGCCGGUGAGGACAAGGAUCCUGGAGGUGAGGACAAGGUCCUGGCGGUGCGGACAAGGUUCCUGAAGGUGAGGACAAAGUUCCUGGCGGUGGGUGAGGACAAGGGUCCUGACGGUGAGGACAAGGUUUCUGGCUGUGAGAACAAGGUUCCUGGCGGUGAGAAGAAGGUUAAUGGCGGUGAGAACAAUGUUCCUGGCGGUGAGGACAAGGUUACUGGCGGUGAGAACAAUGUUCCUGGCGGUGAGGACAAGGUUACUGGCGGUGAAGACAAGGUUCUUGGCGGUGAGGACAAGGUUCCUGACGUUGAGCACAAGGUUCUUGGCGGUGAGGACAAGGUUCUUGGCGGUGGGGACAAGGAUCCUGACGGUGAAGACAAGGUUCCUGCCGGUAAGGACAAGGUUCCUGGCGGUGAGGACAAGGUUUCAGACGGUGAGGACAAGGUUUCUAGCGGUGAGGACAAGGUUCCUGGCGGUGAGAACAAGGUUAUUGGCGGUGAGGACAAGGUUCCUGGCGGUGAGGACAAGGUUCCUGGCGGUGAGGACAACGUUCUUGGCUGUGAGGAUAAGGUUGCUGACGGUGAGAACAAGGUUUCAGGGACUCGGUUUCAGGCUAUGAGGACAAGGUUCCUGGCGGUGGCGACAAGGUUCUUGGCGGUGGGGACAAGGAUCCUGACGGUGAAGACAAGGUUCCUGCCGGUAAGGACAAGGUUCCUGGCGGUGAGGACAAGGUUUCAGACGGUGAAGACAAGGUUUCUAGCGGUGAGGACAAGGUUCCUGGCGGUGAGAACAAGGUUAUUGGCGGUGAGGACAAGGUUCCUGGCGGUGAGGACAAGGUUCCUGGCGGUGAGGACAACGUUCUUGGCUUUGAGGAUAAGGUUGCUGACGGUGAGAACAAGGUUUCAGGGACUCGGUUUCAGGCUAUGA